CCGGAGUAUGAUACGUUACCAGAUCAACAGAAAAGAAUUAAAAAUUAGAGUUAAAUCCUAACACCAAUCAGGUUUUCGAGUGGCUCAUUCUUGUGAAACUACAUUGUUGAAUAGUUUUAACAAGUGGAUGGGGGAUAUUGACAGUGUUUUAUAGGAAUGCAUAUUGCACUCUUUCGAAUGAACAAGAAUGUGGUUACUCCUGAUUGGAAUUGUUGCAGUUUUAUACUGCUUACAGCGAUUUUUGAAUUUUAAAUGGCAAGAAUAUAAAAUGCGUGGACUGAAACGUCCAGAAGACGAAUCGUUUAUUUUUGGUCACUCGAGUUAUUUUCGUCAACCUCCAGCGAUUUUAUACAAGAACAUUAAAAAACUAACAGAAGAUUUUUAUCCACAUUUCUUGGUUAGAAUAAUCAAUGUAAACGCCGUUUUUGUUCUGGCACCAGAGGAUUGUGAGAUUUUUUUAUCUACUCCCAAACAUACAACCAAAAGUUUAUUGUAUCUUAUUUUCGGAAGAUGGCUUCAAGAUGGUCUAUUGUUGAGUGAAGGUGAAAAAUGGCAACAACGUAGAAAAUUAUUAACUCCAGCCUUUCACUUCAACAUUCUCAGAGAAUUCAUUUGUGUUUUCAAUGAAAAAUCAGAUGAAUUAUCGAAAAAACUGAGUGAAACCGCUGGGAAAGAGAUUGAUGUGAUGCCCCUUUUCCACGAAUGUUCGCUUCAAAUGAUUAUUGAGACUGCAAUGGGUUACAAAACAAAAACGAACGACAAUGCAAUGAAAAAAUAUUUGAAAGCUGUUGAAGGAUUAGAAAAAGUGAUUAAUCUAUUUAUUGUAAGACCUUGGUUGAGAUACUUUGGCGUAUUCUAUCAGUUCACUUCAUACGGCAAGGAAGAGGGAAGACAUCUGAACGUCUUGCAUAAUUUCACAAAAACAAUUAUCAAGGAAAAAAUGGAAAUAUCUGAAGAUCAUUCGUCCGAAAGUUCAGGAAUAGAAAAAGAUGACAUAUACUUUGGAAAAAAAAGGAGAAGAAUGGCAAUGCUGGACAUUCUUCUAGAGGCUCAUAGAAAUGGAAAUCAAAUUGAUUUUAAUGGUAUUUGUGAGGAAGUCGAUACGUUUACAUUCGAGGGUCAUGAUACCAUCUCCACAGCAUUGAGUUUCUGUGCUAUGAAUAUUGCAAAUCAUCCUGAAUUACAGAAUCAAAUCGUAGAAGAAAUAAAUUCAGUUCUUGAGGGCGAAGACCGUCACCCGACAUACGAAGAUCUUCAAAAGAUGGACCUUCUAGAGAGAUGCAUCAAGGAAUCUCUCAGACUAUAUCCAAGUGUCCAUUUAAUCUCAAGAAAGGCAGACGAAGAUACCACACUUCAUUCCGGAUGUGUCGUUGCUAAAGGUGCGAUGGUCGUCAUUUCGAUUCAAUUCGUUCACAGAAAUCCGGAGAUUUAUCCGGAUCCUGAAAAAUUUGAUCCUGAUAGGUUUUUGCCUGAAAAUUGCCUUCGAAGACAUCCAUUUGCCUAUCUUCCCUUCAGCGCUGGACCAAGAAAUUGUAUAGGUCAACGAUUUGCCAUGAUGGAAUUGAAAGCUGUACUCUCUGGUAUUAUAAGAAGGUUUCAGCUAGUUGCUGUAAGUACGCCAGACGAUUUAGAAAUUAAAUUGGAAACUAUUUUAAGAACCAAUGGUAUAAAAAUGAAAUUCAUUCCAAGAGUAUGACUUUAUCAUAGAAAUCUAUUGUAAAAUACUAAUGUCGUUCUUCUUUAGCAAAAAAAUAUAAAUACAAAGC
Messenger RNA from Harmonia axyridis, 1766 nucleotides. RefSeq names its product cytochrome P450 4C1-like. Lineage: Eukaryota; Metazoa; Arthropoda; Insecta; Coleoptera; Coccinellidae. The coding region runs from base 188 to 1696 and encodes 502 amino acids. The transcript is spliced from 9 exons. Gene Ontology annotation, molecular function: iron ion binding; monooxygenase activity; heme binding. The record is from RefSeq and is a predicted model, not a curated record.